Molecule: messenger RNA, 2210 nt
Organism: Solenopsis invicta (red fire ant)
Lineage: Eukaryota; Metazoa; Arthropoda; Insecta; Hymenoptera; Formicidae
Exons: 1
Coding region: 64-369 (101 amino acids)
Source: RefSeq, a predicted model, not a curated record
UCCGCCGCUUCGCCGACGCUAUCGUCGACGCCCUCGUCGACGACUUCGCACCCGCAUUACCUCAUGUACGAUGAGGACGGGGCUGCGGUGGACCAAAAGAUUGAAGUGGACGAACGAGGUAUUAUCGAGACGAAUAAUAUGGUGAAUCCCGAACAGGUGGUAGCCGCCACCGCCGGUGGUAUUGGUGUGGGAGUCGGUAUCGGUGUAGGGGGACCGGGUACGACCACUGGAAGUAGUACCGGGUUGACUGGUUAUUGGCAACACGCGACUACCGCCACUGGCUAUUGGCCAUCGUUGUUCGAUUGUUGGACGACGCCGCCGAUCGCGUCCGGUUCGCAGACGCUGUCUUUACCACGGGAUGACGAUUGAGGCCAGUAGAAUUUUAUCGACUACUCAUACGUUCUCCAGAUUCCCCAAAUUUGUCGCGAUAUCUCGUUUCGCUUUAUUAAACAUCAAAUAUUUAAUCUAAACGAAAUAUGGUUCGAAAGUACCACAUUUAUAUCUCUACCGAGAACCGCAAGAAUAAUUUAUUGUUAUAGUUGUAAUAAAUUGAAAAAAUAUAUAACCGAAACAGCUUUUUCACACGGUUUUAAAAAAUUUAUAAAAGUUUAAAGUCAUGUGUUAAUCAAUAAUCGAUUAAAACUCAACAUGCGAUGCAAACUUUGUCACAGAAUUGGAAAUAUUUGCUUUUCGCGAAUUUUGAGUUUCACUGACAAGAUAAUCUUUGAUUUUGAGAUUUUCGCGAAAUAAGGGCAAGGAAAAAAGGGUAAAGAAGUGUCUUUCUCACGAUGAAAGAAUUCACAGUUGAAACAGAACUUACAGUUGAAAAUGUUUAAUUACGUUGUAAAUACGAGUAUUUAUGCGAGCAAUCAACUACGUCGGGCGCGAUCGGCUAUAAUUUCGGCGAGUUUGAUUGGACUCGCAUAUAUUCCUCAAGACAGGUAAAAGUUAAUGGAGUACAAAUGUUAAACUUUCACCGCGAUAAAAAGUAUAUUUAAUCCUCCUCCCCAUCUUUGUAUUUUUUAACUUGACAAAUACGUUCAUUAUUUCUCAUAUUAUAUACGAAUACGAUGUUGACGCGAUAAAGUAACAAAAUGGUAUUAUUUUGCUGAAAAAAAAAAGAUGUAUAUUUCUUCAAAAAAAUAUUGCAUGACGUAAAUGUAAAUUAUUUUACGCUGCACACGUUAAUAAAUUUGUUUUUCGACGCGUUAUAAAAAAAUGGGGCAGGGGGUUAAUUUCUAAGAGUGGCGGCGGUAAUAAAGAAUCCCUCGCGGAUUCCGUACUCAUUAAUUCUGUAGAUAUAUGUAUAGUAGAACGCUGGCUCUUUGUGCCGAGCGCAACUGUAUACCAAAAAAUUGUUACAUUGUAAUGACGAUAAUAAUGAGCAUUCAGCAGAAUACUAAAAUAUUAUAGACUGUAAGUAAGCGGAUUAUGCGUUGUACAGUGUAUGGAGCAUCCUAUCGAUUAGGCGUAUGUUAUAAAUAUAAAUUAGUAUUGUCGAAUAAUUACUAAAACAAUAUUCAAAGUAUCCUCGCGCGGCGCGUGCAAUUGAAUUUUUCAAGUCCGUCGAUUCUCUUCCUCUUCGUACUCUUAUCGUUCCAACGACAGUGUUUAACUUAUGCGUAUAUACCCUUGAUUGUGUAACUAGAGAGGCGUUAUAACGUAUAAUCAACGAAAAUGUCCUAUUUUUAUAAGUAGCUUAUUAUUUGAUAGACCGCGCGUUGUGAGAAAAAAAACAAAACCAAAGUUAAACCCAAAAGAUACCACGUAUGUAUAGUAAUUAUGCCGCGCGUCGAGGCCACGGAGAUAAUUGUAUAAAUUAUUACACAUAACGGGGGAGUGUGGUGGUGCGUCGGGGAGAUUUGACGGGAUGAAACACGACGACGAGAUACACACGACGCGAGAAUCGAUCGACUUCGGAAGUCGACAGCGAGCGGCCGAUCGUCGCCAAAGCUCGAGGCAUAGUCACGUAAGAUAGGCGUAAGAAACGACCGCUAUUUUGUAUGAAUCCCAAUGUGUCGUACAAAUGUUCGUCGUAAUCACAUAUCCCAGUCCCUGCGGUGAGUGAUUUGUAACGUCACGCAGAAUGUUCUUCAUUCCCGUUUGUCACCUCACUCGCUACGUGUAAACGUUCCUACUGGGCGAUAUUGAGCGCCGUAAAAAGGCCCCGUUUGUAAUCUAGUCACAAUAAAAACCAAUUCUAUUCUAAA